AUCGUGAAGCUUCUGCUGUGGAGAGAUGGCGGCCGCCCACGGAUUCACUUUUAAGCUGAGCAGCCUUUAUCGCAGAGAUGAUGGCGGGGUCGUGUAUUUGUGCGCCAACUGCCAGGUGCCUCUAGGAGACACAAACGACUGGAACGGCAAACUGCAGGCAGAUAGUGUGGUCCUGCUGAAGGCUGUUUCAGAGUUUGUAAAAUGUGACAAAAUGACGAGAUCCAGUGAUCCCGACCAUGCCGGCAGCAAGUAUCAUCCCCUGUACUGCAGUAACUGUGACAGCCCACUUGGCAGGUUUUACUUUGAUACACCACCACAUCUGAUCAACAAGCUGAAUCUCUACAACAUUGACAGCACUGCGGUUAAAGAAUACACAUUGGGAGAGGAUCUUCAUGCCAUGAUCCCUGCCUCUGAAGCCCCACUCACCCUCGAGACAUGUCAGUAUUUUGAUGAAGAAUUUAAAAAGCAACAUGUACUUCUAGAAAUGUUACAGGAGAAAUUGUGCAAGCUGGGAAAUAGAGUUUUGUCUCCUGAGCUGGAUUCCUGAGAGUACAAGAUGACCCCUUGGGCACCAUAUAGAAGCCCUGCCGUUUCAGUGGCAGCACGCUGGCAUACUUCCAUGGGUAAGGCCUCAUGCACAUGACCGUUUUUCGGGUCCGCAUCCGAGCCGCAGUGUUUGCGGCUCGGGUGAGGACCCAUUCGCUUCAAUGGGGCCGCAAAAGAUGCAGAC
Molecule: messenger RNA, 730 nt
Organism: Bufo bufo (common toad)
Lineage: Eukaryota; Metazoa; Chordata; Amphibia; Anura; Bufonidae
Product: protein Mis18-alpha-like
Exons: 5
Coding region: 26-547 (173 amino acids)
Biological process (GO): chromosome segregation; CENP-A containing chromatin assembly
Cellular component (GO): chromosome, centromeric region; chromatin; nucleus
Source: RefSeq, a predicted model, not a curated record